Tribolium castaneum (red flour beetle) is the source of this 4655-nucleotide messenger RNA. RefSeq names its product mucin-2. NCBI's taxonomy places the organism in Eukaryota, Metazoa, Arthropoda, Insecta, Coleoptera, Tenebrionidae. The transcript is spliced from 2 exons. The record is from RefSeq and is a predicted model, not a curated record. The coding region runs from base 99 to 4514 and encodes 1471 amino acids.
GACGCUUUCUUAUCUUAUCCGUUAUUAUUGUUAAUUUCGUGAAUCACGUAAAUCCGAUUUUGCAGAAAAAUUGAACCAUGUGGUAGUGAUUCCUCAAAAUGUUAAAAUUCUUUUUAUUAGUAUCUGUUUUGUGCUUUGCCGGUCACAGCCGUGUUAUUUAUUACAAAGGAAACGUCCUUCCGGUACCUUUUAACGCAAAACUACGGUAUGUAGUUGUAAAUCCCCCAGCAGAUUUUGAUCCAGUGUAUUUUGAAGACGCUCCAGAUAUAGAAACAACUACAAGUACCGAAGCAAAUAUUAAAAGAGAAAUAUGUGACGAAUCAGCUACAAAUUUUGGAGAUUGUACCGACACGACUGAAGAUAGUGUAAAAACAAUUUCUUUUGAUAUUACAACUGAAUCUACAACACCAGCAAUUGAAAAAGAAUGUUUAUAUGACUGCAGUGAUAAGUGUGUCCUUUGGGACAACCGAUGCCAGAAUAACACAGACUGUCCACAAUGUUACCAGUGCAGUACCGAAGAAUUCAGUGUUUAUAAAAUUUGCAAACACGUCUCGAGAAAAAAUAAUACUCUAUCUUCAACCAACGGUGAUUUCUUAUUUGGUAGUACUACCGUUGAAAAAAUUACGUCCCCUGUUACUUCACCAACAUUUAAAUAUGUUGAUACUACUGUAUAUAGUACCACUUUUGACGCAGACAGCGAAAACAGAGACGACCUAGUACCUGAUGAUACUACACCAACUACAUUUAAAAAAAUUGAAACGAUUUCUCCAGUAAUUGAUCCUGUUUCAACGUCUAACAAAACCGAUACAACAACAAAGAAAAUAGACAAGGUUGAACAUGUUUUAACAAGUACAGUUGAAAGUUUUCCAAGUAGUACUUUUGACACAGGAAGCGGAAGUGGCGAUGGCAAAAUUCCUAAUGAUGAUGAAGGCGAUGACGAUGAUUAUACAGAAACUACAGAAAGAAAUAACACAGCGCCAACUGAUUUGUUUCUAAGUAAUGCAACCACCACAACAUUUAAGCAUGUGGAAACUGCUACUACAAUGACUACAUUUAACGAAAUUAAGACCACAACAAAGAAAAUGGACGAGGACCAAAGUAGUACUGUUUUAAGUUCGUCUUUUGAGACAGGAAUUGGAAGUGGAAACGGCAAAAUUCCAGACGAUAAUGAAGGAGAUGAUGACGAUGAUGAUGAGUUCAGAGGAAAUAUACAAAGAAAUAACACAGCGUCAACCGAUUUGUUUCCAAGUAGUACCAACAUCACAACAUUGGCAACUGAGAACCAUAUUGAAACAACAUUAACUCCAUUGACGAAUCCUGUUUCUAACGCAAAUAAAACAACGACAAAGAAAAUAGACGAUCAGAAUUUUUUGACAAGUACCGUAUCAAGUAUGACUAUUGACAAUGGUAGCGAAAGUGGUGAUGGUAAAAUUCCUGAUGACGAUGACGGAGGUGAUGACGAUGAUGAUGAGUCCAGAGAAAAUACACAAAUAAAUAACACAGCGUCGACAGAUUUAUUUCCAAGUAGUACCAACAUCACAACAUUGGCAACUGAGAACCCUAUUACAUUAACUCCAUUGACGAAUCCUGUUUCUACAUUUAACGCAGUUAAAACAACGACAAAGAAAAUAGACGAUCACAUUUUUUUGACAAGUACCGUAUCAAGUAUGACUAUUGACAAUGGUAGCGGAAGUGGUGAUGGUAAAAUUCCUGAUGACGAUGACGGAGGUGAUGACGAUGAUGAUGAGUUCAGAGAAAAUACACAAAUAAAUAACACAGCGUCGACAGAUUUAUUUCCAAGUAGUACCAACAUCACAACAUUGGCAACUGAGAACCCUAUUACAUUAACUCCAUUGACGAAUCCUGUUUCUACAUUUAACGCAGUUAAAACAACGACAAAGAAAAUAGACGAUCACAUUUUUUUGACAAGUACCGUAUCAAGUAUGACUAUUGACAAUGGUAGCGGAAGUGGUGAUGGUAAAAUUCCUGAUGACGAUGACGGAGGUGAUGACGAUGAUGAUGAGUCCAGAGAAAAUACACAAAAAAAUAACACAGAAUCAACAGAUUUAUUUCCAAGUAGUACCAACAUUACAACAUUAGCAACUGAGAACCUUAUUACAUUAACUCCAUUGACAAAUCCUGUUUCUACAUUUAACGCAGUUAAAACAACAACGAAGAAAACAGACGAUCACAUUUUUUUGACAAGUACCGUACCAAGUAUGACUAUUGACACUGGUAAAGGAAGUGGAGAUGGCAAAAUUCCUGAAGAUUAUGAAAGAGGUGAUGACGAUACUGAAUUCGAAACAACUUUUCCACUAACUGAUCCUCUUCCAAAGUUUGAAGAAAAUAAGACAAUAACCAAGAAAAUAGCUCAGAAUGAGGAUGAUCAACAGACUACGACCAAUCCCAGAACUAGUUUACCAUGCUCUUACAUUUCAUUUGAAGACCAGUUAGCUAAGGUGACAAUCGAUGGUGUACCUCUCGUCAUUACGCACAAUAAUGUCAGCGAUCUAUUUCCGAACACAACAAUCGAAGAGGUUUGGGAACGGUGUCAUCAGGUAGAGAAACGCUGUUUAGAAGAAAACUGUUAUGGUCAAGAAGUUGUAACUAAACAAUAUCCAUGUGGGAUGAUUUCCACAAAUUUACACACCGGUCGUAUGACGAUUGAUGGCGUGCUAGUAACGCCGGAAAAUAUCACCAGAUUGUUACCAAAUGCAAGAUAUGAAGACGUGUGGACGCAGUGUUAUAGACCCAGAACUUCACCAAAAAUUAAUUACCCGUGUUAUAUGAUUUCAUUCGAUGAGCAAAGAAGCCGGGCGACCUUAGACGGUGUUGUGGUAACACCAGACAAUUUUACAAAAUUAAUUAGAAGUGGAUCUUUCGAGGAAAUGCUUAAGGACUGUUUCAACUACAAAUCCAGUAAAGUUGUACCUUUGUCCACAACACCCAGAACUCCACCAAAAGUUAAUUAUCCUUGUUAUAUGAUUUCAUUCGAUGAGCAAAGAAGCCGAGUGACUUUAGAUGGUGUUGUGGUGACACCAAACAAUUUUACAAAAUUAAUUAGAAAUGGAUCUUUCAAAGAAAUGCUUAAGGACUGUUUCAACUACAAAUCCAGUAAAGUUGUGCCUUUGUCCACAACACCCAGAACUCCACCAAAAGCUAACUAUCCUUGUUCUAUAAUUUCAUUCGAUGAGCAAAGAGGCCGGGCGACCUUAGAUGGUGUUGUGGUAACACCAAACAAUUUUACAAAACUAAUUCGAAAUAGAUCUUUCGAAGAAAUGCUUAAGGACUGUUUCAACUACAAAUCCAGUAAAGUUGUGCCUUUGUCCACAACACCCAGAACUCCACCAAAAGUUAAUUAUCCUUGUUCUAUAAUUUCAUUCGAUGAGCAAAGAGGCCGGGCGACCUUAGAUGGUGUUGUGGUAACACCAAACAAUUUUACAAAACUAAUUCGAAAUGGAUCUUUCGAGGAAAUGCUUAAGGACUGUUUCAACUACAAAUCCAGUAAAGUUGUGCCUUUGUCCACAACACCCAGAACUCCACCAAAAGCUAACUAUCCUUGUUCUAUAAUUUCAUUCGAUGAGCAAAGAGGCCGGGCGACCUUAGAUGGUGUUGUGGUAACACCAAACAAUUUUACAAAACUAAUUCGAAAUGGAUCUUUCGAGGAAAUGCUUAAGGACUGUUUCAACUACAAAUCCAGUAAAGUUGUGCCUUUGUCCACAACACCCAGAACUCCACCAAAAGCUAACUAUCCUUGUUCUAUAAUUUCAUUCGAUGAGCAAAGAGGCCGGGCGACCUUAGAUGGUGUUGUAGUGACACCAAACAAUUUUACAAAAUUAAUUAGAAGUGGAUCUUUCGAGGAAAUGCUUAAGGACUGUUUCAACUACAAAUCCAGUAAAGUUGUGCCUUUGUCUACAACACCCAGAACUCCACCAAAAGUUAGUUAUCCUUGUUAUAUGAUUUCAUUCGAUGAGCAAAGAAGCCGAGUGACCUUAGAUGGUGUUGUGGUGACACCAAAUAAUUUUACAAAAUUAAUUAGAAAUGGAUCUUUCAAAGAAAUGCUUAAGGACUGUUUCAACUACAAAUCCAGUAAAGUUGUGCCUUUGUCUACAACACCCAGAACUCCACCAAAAGUUAAUUAUCCUUGUUAUAUGAUUUCAUUCGAUGAGCAAAGAAGCCGAGUGACCUUAGAUGGUGUUGUGGUGACACCAAAUAAUUUUACAAAAUUAAUUAGAAAUGGAUCCUUCGAGGAAAUGGUUAAGGACUGUUUCAACUACCAACCUAAUAAAGUUUGUAGUGGUUACGGAUGUAAUCCAAUCACAACACCCAAAAGUACCGGAAAUGGAGGUGGAAGUCACAAUGGAGGUGGAGGUAAAAACAACGGAGGAGGUGGAGGAAGCGAUGAAGAUUAUCAAUAUAAAGAUGACGACGAUGAUGGCAAUAAGGAUGGUGAUGGGAGCUUGAAAAAUUUCGACGAUUUUAUAUUUUUAGAAAAAGAGAUAAACUUCAAAUAAAUUAUAGGUAAAUGAAAUAAGCUGUUUAAUAUUAGGGUGCGACAAGUGGCGUUCAAGUUUAUAAAACGAUUUAGAAUAGGCCGAUAGGUAACAAUUUUGUAGUAAAAAAUAGAACAAUAAAAAAAUAAACUAUUUAAUUUU